Molecule: messenger RNA, 2158 nt
Organism: Rubroshorea leprosula
Lineage: Eukaryota; Viridiplantae; Streptophyta; Magnoliopsida; Malvales; Dipterocarpaceae
Source: the annotation of a GenBank genome assembly
CAAUGCAGACACGUCGUCAUCUUUUGCCUGCGACCUUAUGGGGGCAAACUGGACAAGCUCAUGCGAUAUUGAAAGGUGGAAAUCGCGAGCCCCUCCCUACCACGUUCUCGCUCGGACGAAAACGUGAUCGCCUCGUUUUCCUGGGAAGUGGAUGGAAAAAGGCUGUUAAGAAGCUUGAUUUGAAGGAAGGCGACAAGAAAGCAGUGUCGGAGGGCAUGUUUCAAGGUAUAGAGAUUGGCAGGAAGGGGUUAGCAGUUUCUCUACUUCAAUUCGCGGAUGACACAGUCAUUAUGGGAAAGGCUGACAUAGAGAAUAUAACCCUGGUUAAAACAAUUCUGCGAUGGUUUGAACUGAUGUCUGGGCUACAGAUUAAUUUUAGCAAGAGCAACAUUUAUGGAUAUAAUGUUCCAAUGAGAUGGAUAGAAGGAUCAGCAAGUAUGUUGCGAUGUGGAGUUGGGAAAACACCUAUUAUUUAUCUGGGAAUGCCUGUGGAUGGAAAUCCAAGGAAUAGGAAACUAUGGGAACCAGUGAUAAAAAAAUUUCGUGCUAAACUUGCUGUCUGGAAAGCUGCUACGCUGUCCUUCGGUGGCCGCCUCACUUUGCUCAACUCGGAUUUGCGUAGGAAAAAUUGGGCACUUUUGGGGAAAUGGUGGCAUAGAUUUGGGGAUGGGGUAGAGAGCUUGUGGAAAAGGGUAAUAACAGAAAAAUACUACGAGGGCAACUGGAAGGAGGCGGAUAUUAUGGCUAUUGGGAACUGGAGAGUAUCUAAGCUUUGGAGAGAUAUUAUUAGUAUAGGGGGGCAGUCGAUGAGAAUACAUAAUAUGUUGGUAGAGGGGUUUAAAUGGGAAGUGGGUGAAGGAAAUAGGGUGGGUUUUUGGAGAGAGAGGUGGAUAGGGGGGAAAAAUUUAAGGGAUCUAUACCCGAGGCUGUACGCACUGUCUAUGAAUAAGGAGGGUAAUAUCUCUGAAAGGGGGGUAUGGGAAGGGGAUAAAUGGUGUUGGGAUCUGGAAUGGAGGAGGGGGAGAAUAGGAAGAGAGAAGGACGAGGAGGAGGCAUUGUGGGAGAGUUUGGGUAAAUUGCAAUUAAAGAAGGGUGUGAAAGAUUGUUGGACGUGGCUACAUGAUUCAGAUGGUAGUUAUAUGGUGAAGAAGGCUUAUGAAUUUUUGGCCCCUUCGGAAGGUAUCUUAGAGGAACAGUUGUGCAAAGUUAUUUGGUGCAGAUUAGUACCAUCCAAAGUGUCUUUCUUUGGAUGGCGUUUAUGUCUUGAUAGGCUUCCAACUAAGGGGAACAUUAGAAAGCGAGGGGUGCAUUUACAGGAAGAGGAAUUAAUGUGUGUUUUGUGCCAUAACAUGAUUGAGGAGGCUAACCAUUUAUUUAGUAUGUGUAAGGAAGCAUGGAUUUUGUGGACAGAGGUGUUGCAGUGGUGGAACAUGAAGACGGUAAUGCCAAAUAUCGUACGAGGAGUGGCAAAUAUCUUUGUAUACGAUUUGGGUAGGGUAGUAGGGAAGGAGAUGGGUGCUUGUAUCUUUCUAGUUGUAUCAUGGUAUUUAUGGUAUUGGAGAAAUGGUAAGGUAUUUGAUAAUGAAGCUAUCAUCAGGGGAAGAUUACUAAAUAUGAUUCAAGCUAAAUCAUUUUUAUGGAUCAAGAAUAAGGUAAAUGGUUGUGUCUUUUCAUUUAAUGAGUGGAAGGACAACCCUGUAGCGUGUGCUCUGUCAAUGAGAAGUUACAAACAAGCAAUGAAAUUGGUCCACAAACAACAAAAAGAAGGUUACACUGCAGACCGGAGUGCAAGCUGAAAUUUGUUCGAGGCAUAAAGGCUUCAUUGAGCAGGUAUUUCACUUAGCCAUCCGGACGUCCAAAUAAUGUUCAGUUUCACAAAAGAUCCUUUUGAUGGUCUGCUGAUCUGAGAAGAAAGAGAGAGAAAAGUGCACUUCAGAUUUGUCUCCAUAGAAAAAUUGAAGUUGGCUUUUUGUGCUUUAACUUUUUUGGAGUGGAUGGUUCAGAUCUUCCAUAUGUAUAUACCACAUUAUGGCAAACCGGCCUAUCUUAAAUUAGGCCACUAAGAUGACGUGUACCUCAAUGUUCCAAAGAUUUGGAUUCGUGUACUUUUAUUUUUCUGUUUGCCAAUGAUCAGUAGUAAUAUAUAAUUACUUCUAGC